Messenger RNA from Vicugna pacos (alpaca), 1998 nucleotides. RefSeq names its product peroxisomal biogenesis factor 19 (gene PEX19). Lineage: Eukaryota; Metazoa; Chordata; Mammalia; Artiodactyla; Camelidae. Gene Ontology annotation, biological process: protein import into peroxisome membrane. The record is from RefSeq and is a predicted model, not a curated record. Gene Ontology annotation, cellular component: peroxisome; peroxisomal membrane.
GGGGCGGGGCGCGCGGCGCCGCGGAGUCCCGCCUCCUACGGCAAGUCGGAGGUGGCAAGAUGGCCGCCGCUGAGGGGGUUAGUGGUGUCGGGGCUGAAGCGGACCGGGAAUUGGAAGAGCUUCUGGAAAGUGCUCUUGAUGAUUUCGAUAAGGCCAAACCCUCCUCAGCACCCCCUCCUACCACCACGGCUCCUGAUGCUUCAGGGCCCCAGAAGAGAUCACCAGGAGACACUGCCAAAGAUGCCCUCUUCGCCUCCCAAGAGAAGUUUUUUCAGGAACUGUUCGACAGUGAGCUGGCUUCCCAAGCUACUGCAGAAUUUGAGAAGGCAAUGAAGGAGCUGGCUGAGGAAGAGCCCCACUUGGUGGAGCAGUUCCAAAAGCUCUCUGAGGCUGCUGGGAGAGUGGGCAGUGAUGCGACUUCCCAACAAGAAUUCACUUCUUGCCUGAAGGAGACAUUAAGUGGACUAGCCAGGAAUGCCACUGACCUCCAGAACUCUGGCAUGUCAGAAGAGGAGCUGACCAAGGCCAUGGAAGGGCUAGGCAUGGACGAAGGGGAUGGGGAAGGGAACAUCCUCCCCAUCAUGCAGAGUAUCAUGCAGAACCUGCUGUCCAAGGAUGUGCUGUACCCGUCACUGAAGGAGAUCACGGAGAAGUAUCCAGAAUGGUUGCAGGCUCACCGAGAAUCUCUACCUCCCGAGCAGUUUGAAAAAUAUCAGGAACAACACAUUGUUAUGGGCAAGAUAUGUGAGCAGUUUGAGGCAGAGACCGCCACAGACAGUGAGGCCACUCAGAAGGCUCGUUUUGAGGUGGUGCUGGAUCUUAUGCAGCAGCUACAGGAUUUGGGGCACCCUCCAAAAGAGCUGGCUGGGGAGAUGCCUCCUGGCCUCAACUUUGACCUGGAUGCCCUCAAUCUGUCGGGCCCACCAGGUGCCAAUGGCGAACAGUGUCUGAUCAUGUGAAACACAACGCGCUUUCCUCUCUGAUUCCCAGCCGUGGGGAAUAUCUGGAGUCAGCAGAACCACUGGGAGCUGAGGCAGGAGUGUCGUCUACAGGAGUGGCCUGCCCACUGCCAUCUGUCAUCCCACCCAAGAUUGUGCCAUACCAGCUGAGGCUUUUCUCUGUCUUUCUAGGAAUAAGGCCUAUUCUGUAGAUCAUUUCUGGGGGCCCUUUCCAUUGUGGCUUCUGCUGCUGGCAAAGGCCCAGCUAUGUACCAGGUGAAGGAGGGCAUCCCUUUUGGGGCAUGCACCUUCUUCCCUCUCCCAAAAUAAUAUACACAGGGCCACACUAAUGUUCAUUUUUGUACCCAGGGUCUUCGUGCCUUGUCUCUGCUCCCUCUCUUGGACCUGGGGAGCAGGGACAGUCUCCUGUAUUUUUAUAGUUAUCUGGGGCAGGGCCUUUCGGAACAAAUGGGGAGAAACAGCCUGAGUUGGGGAUGUAGGUCUGUCACCAGACCCUCUUGCUUUCAGACUGUUCUGAAUUCUCUGAGGGGAAAGUAGUGGGGGCAUCUAAUCACAGUAGAUUGAAAGAGAAGCCCUGGGAUUCUCCUCUCUCCAGGUACAGAGCCCUCGACUCUCUGUUCAGCCUGAGAACUCAAGUUGCUGCCCUGGUUCUUUCUAUAAUGCUAUGUGAUAUGGGUGAACCCGGCCCUUGACCUUUACCCUCUACCUCUCUUUUCCUCUCCUCUCUAUUUUAAAUACCUCUUUAUUCCAACCCUUCUGUGAACCUAGGCUGUGACAAAAAAGAGUCCAUCCUGUUUCCUCUCAUCUAGUUCAUCCGCCAUUCUUACUGGCCCCCCCUGCCCUCUCCCUGGCAAACGUAUAUGAUUAUACUGUCAGGUCUAGGAAAUGAAUGAAUGCUCUUCCUCAGAUACUUUCUGGCUUAUCUGAGACAUCUGAUUCCUUUAAAUCCUGUCCAUUGAUUCAGGAAGGUGGCUUGGGAAAAGGGGGUGGGGUGCAGCCUGGGUCUUUUUUCCUGACUAAUAAAUAUUCUGAGUGAGGA